Molecule: messenger RNA, 2068 nt
Organism: Pseudophryne corroboree (corroboree frog)
Lineage: Eukaryota; Metazoa; Chordata; Amphibia; Anura; Myobatrachidae
Gene: RAB40B
Product: RAB40B, member RAS oncogene family
Exons: 7
Coding region: 308-1144 (278 amino acids)
Biological process (GO): intracellular signal transduction; protein localization to plasma membrane
Cellular component (GO): endosome; synaptic vesicle; plasma membrane
Molecular function (GO): GTP binding; GTPase activity
Source: RefSeq, a predicted model, not a curated record
CUGAAUGAUGGAUGGGCAUUGGAGCCAAUUGAUGUAGACUGAUCCCAUAGCAACUGUCGUUCAGUCCAAUCAGUGACGUAUGUGGGCAGGGUUUGCGAGCUGUCAGCCUGAGCUGAGUUCUCCACGUCUGGCAGAUCAGCUUGCGCUGAAUUGGAGCCGGGACAGCAGCACAGUGGUGUAUUCUAUAGCUUGCUUAGGUUACUGGGUAUGUGUCUCCCACCUACGUUGUCUCUGUGACUCUGGAUCCAGCUUACCGCAUAAUGGGCUGACUGAGCCCCAUGAGCUGUAAACGCUCUCGUGGAGGAGAAUGACCCACAGAGUUAGCCCAGUCAAAGCCUACGACUUCCUUCUGAAGUUUCUGCUUGUUGGGGACAGCGAUGUUGGAAAAGGGGAGAUUCUGGCCAGCCUGCAGGACGGAGCCACUGAAUCUCCAUAUGGUUACAACAUGGGGAUCGACUACAAGACCACAACCAUAUUGCUGGAUGGCCGGCGGAUAAAAUUACAGCUCUGGGAUACAUCAGGACAAGGAAGAUUUUGCACUAUUUUUCGUUCAUAUUCCAGAGGAGCUCAGGGCGUGAUUCUUGUCUAUGAUAUCACCAACCGCUGGUCUUUUGAUGGCAUUGAUCGGUGGAUAAAGGAGAUCGAUGAGCAUGCACCAGGGGUACCCAAGAUUCUAGUGGGGAACCGACUGCACUUGGCAUUCAAGAGGCAGGUGUCCACGGAACAAGCUCAGUGCUACGCGGAGCGCCUUGGAAUGACUUUCUUUGAAGUCAGCCCUCUGUGCAACUUCAAUAUCACAGAGUCCUUCACUGAGCUGGCACGGAUAGUGUUAAUGCGUCAUGGGAUGGACCGUCUCUGGAAGCCGAACAAAGUACUGAGCCUGCAAGACCUCUGCUGCCGUGCCAUCGUAUCCUGCACCCCUGUACACCUAGUGGACAAACUUCCCCUCCCAGUUGCCUUAAGAAGCCAUCUAAAGUCCUUCUCCAUGGCCAACGGACUGAACGCAAGGAUGAUGCACGGCCGAUCUUACUCUCUCACUGCCAACAACUUAAACAAGAGACACAGCCUCAAAAAAGCCAAGAUUAUCCGUCCACCACAAAGCCCCCCAAAAAACUGUACCAGGAACAGCUGCAAGAUUGCCUAGACCAGGCCGAGAAAUAUCAGUUUGCUAAAAUGUAUGCUCAGAGUUGCAGCGCACUGUACACACCACCAGGGGUAGCUAAACUUGCCAUGGAAGAGAAGACAGGACAUAUAAGAUAACAUUCCUCACAUCAUGUUUGAUAUAGGGAAAUAGGAGAAUUGGAUAUCCUAAGAAUAAUGCUGCUUUUGAAGUAUAAUGAGGAAGUUUUCCUACAGAGACCAGACAGUCCUUGUAAAAUAUUGCUGUGCAGGUAUUGCUAUGUUAAAAUGCAUGGCCCUAUUUUAUAACUCUUUAUUUUAUUGUUUGUGUGCUUACACCGGGAAUAUUUUACACCAUUUUGAGCUUAUAAUUCUGUCAGUAUUUGGCAAUCCAGUUUACUGUGUGAUUUGUGCUCCCUUUUUUUUAAGGUAAUUGAACUUCAGAGUAAUUGCGUUAGUAGCAAGCAGAACGUUUUGUAAUGUGUACAAUGCGAUAUGCACACUGAUCUGCUCCUAGAGGUAUUAUAACUUCAGCUUGUACCUUCCUCCACCACAGCAAUGGCUAUUGAGAUGUACGUAAGAUGCACUCACCAUGUGUCAGGUUUGUGUGUGAGAAAAGAAUAUUUGAUAAUAUUUUUUUCUUUUAUUAUUGUUAUUUAAUACAUUUUUGAGAAUAAUCAGUGAAUAUAUAUAUAUAUAUAUAUAUAUAUAUAUAUGUAUAUAUAUACUGUAUAUGAAAUUUAUGCUUCUAUUUCUGUAAACUGAAUAUUUUGUACCAUAUGUAAUAACAGAUGCUGAGUUUUAAAGAGUCCCAAAUGCCAAAGAAGUGUUUGGAGUGUGAAAUUGUUUAUUUGCAUUGCAUUUGUGACUAGAAUGUGAUUUGAAGAGAUGUUUUAUAAAGAGAGAGAACACUAUUUAAGGAAAAAAAAUAAAUGUUUUAAUAGCCAUA